UUUCUCAACCAUCUUCCUAUAACCCUAAAAUAAUAGAAGCUCCAGUAAUUUCGCAAUUACUCGAUACACAAAAAAUGAUUGAUGAGACAUUAGCGAAACAAAAAUCUAAUUAUGAUGCUGAGAUAGAAAAAUUGAGAAAGGAA
Molecule: messenger RNA, 143 nt
Organism: Racocetra persica
Lineage: Eukaryota; Fungi; Glomeromycota; Glomeromycetes; Diversisporales; Gigasporaceae
Source: the annotation of a GenBank genome assembly